ACUGUUACCAUGACUCUCCCAAUCUGCAACGACAAAUAAAGGGCAAGUUCUACUCUCUGCCAAAAUGCCAGUGCGCACAAGGUGUGUGCAACAAUGGCCCGCAUCAACCCUGCCGCCAUAACACCUGCGCCCAGCCAGGAGCCAUUCACGAUCCAGCCCAUCAUCAGGGAGAUGCUCGCCACUCGCCGCUGCACAUCAGAUUCCAUCUUCAUCGUCGAGGGCAUCGAUACCAUUCCGGUGCCCGCCGAGACGCCUGACGACGACGACAGUUAUGCUGUUCGACUGGUGCUGGGGGACGGGGAGCUGUGCAUCCAGGCGUUGCUGCACCCGGACAUGUUUCAGCUCGUCGAGAGGCGAGAUGUCUUCGUGGGAUGCUAUGUGAAAGUGAAGGAUCUCAUCUUGCGGUUUGAAGAGCCCGAAGACGACAGCGUUGGACGGGGCUUUCUGGAUGACGAUGGCGAGGAAGCAGAGAAAAAGAAGGAGAAAGACGCCGAAAAGCCGAUGGUGUAUCUGAUUUUGAACGAGCUGGAGACGGUUGGCUGGAACGAGUCGUACAUGGCAAUGUGGCGUCGCCAUGAAAAGGGAAAAGAUGUCGAGGAGCCAGCUGCAGUCACCAGCACGACCAACACAAAGGCGGAAUCAGUACCCGAGAAUAAGACGAAAACGCCCACGAAAGAGACAAAGGCGACUCCAACUGCUCCCUCGUCGAAAAGAGGCGCCGUCAGGUUUGAAGAUCCACAGACUCCCGCAAAGAUCAGAUCCCAGGACAAGGGGAAAGCCAAGGCCAGCACUUCCUCCAGGCAGUGGGGGGAUAACGCACACGGGGAGGUCGACGAGGAGGAUCUGGAGGACGCGUUCGAGGCCUUUGAAGCACGCACCUUUCCCUCCAGGAACACGACGCCAAAGAAGCCCACGACAUCCGACGCAAGGGCGGCAUCCGCAGCCAGUGGCAGCACCGACAAGUCCCACCAUCAGCAGCAGCAGCAGCAGCCACCGCACAUGCAGCCUGUCGCUCUGCCCAAGGACUGGCACGACCCCCAGACGCCGCUCAAGCUCACGACCCUACGGCUAAUUCCACACCUCCCAUACGCACAGAACUGGUCCGUCAAUGUACUCGCCAUCGUUACCUCGCUCUCGGCCGUCGAGCCGUCUCAUCUGCCGCCCGGCAAGCAGCGCACGGCACGCAUCGCCGACCCCUCAACGUCCAAGCAGGUGCACCUGACGGUGUUUCUGGACCCGGAGGAGUUCACGCCCAAGGUGGGCAGCGCGGUGCUGCUGGUGGGUGUCAAGAACCACCGCUUCGACGGGGGCAGCUUGAAGAAGUAUGCCAGCGAUGGGAGCAGGGAUAUAGGUAGGAGAUGGUGGUUUGAGGACCCGUGGGAGCUGGCGUGGCUGAACGUGGCGGGGAUCAAGAGCUGGUGGCAGAGCAUGGGAGAGGGGGAAUCCACCUCUAUAUGA
Molecule: messenger RNA, 1458 nt
Organism: Trichoderma reesei QM6a
Lineage: Eukaryota; Fungi; Ascomycota; Sordariomycetes; Hypocreales; Hypocreaceae
Exons: 1
Coding region: 94-1458 (454 amino acids)
Source: RefSeq, a predicted model, not a curated record